Molecule: messenger RNA, 4805 nt
Organism: Pelodiscus sinensis (Chinese soft-shelled turtle)
Lineage: Eukaryota; Metazoa; Chordata; Testudines; Trionychidae
Source: RefSeq, a predicted model, not a curated record
UUCAUUUUUAUAAUUGUAAAGACUGAGGUGUGUGUAUUAAAAUAUAAAUAGUCUAUAAUCACAAUUUUAAAUAUUUGAGGGCCUAUUGAUAUAUAGUUUAGAGUGAAUUGGCCAAUGAACUGUGUGUACAAGAGCUGAAAUGUGUGAUCAGAUCCUGACCUUUGUUCUUUCUUAGUCUUAAAGUUAGUCUGGAAGCCAGUUCAGCUCUGGUGUAUCUUAUAGUGGCCUCAAACAACUAGUGUGUAACAGCCCACUCUGGGGUGCUAAUACUGGCUGAGAAUCACCAGGAUGCUUUUGGCUUUCCUCAUCUGAUCCCUGGUACUCUCCAACUUGCUGAGUAGAUUGGAUACAUAAGUAGAGUCCUGCACAGAUACAGAAAUAUGGAUCCACAUCUGAUCUGCAUCUACCAGGCUCAAAUCAUCAUUUGAUCCACAAUCUGUGAUCCAGAUUUUACUUGUAUCUGCAUACCAUCUGGAGGGGUGGGGGCAGGAUCAUUCAGGGAAGAGGCAGGCAGCAUGAAAGCAGAGCCUGGUGGUAAGGGACAGCAAGGCCUAGGGGUAACAGGCAACAGGGACCCAAGACUGGGGUUCUGCAGGUCAACAAACGGGGGGAGGGAGGGUGGACAGGGUAAUUUAGGAUGGAGCUUUUUCCCUGCUGACAGUGCAGGAGACUACCCUGGUGCCCCCCCUCCCCUUGCCCAGCAGAGGGGGGGUGGGGUAGGAGAACCCUGUACUGUUAUCCACUUCACAGUCCUCUCCACUAUCUGCAGAUAUAUGCAGUGAUCUAUAUAUAAGGUAAUGAAGACCCAACUAAAUUGACUAAUGAAGACCUACUAAGUCAAUCGCCGAUCAUGCUCCUGUCAACUCCAGCACUCCACUGGAGCAAGAAGAGUAAAGGGAGUCAACGGGAGAAACUUUAGUGGAAGAGUUUAUCCUUUUGACCCUGUUUCCCCCCAGUGGAAAUGCUGCAGUAACUCGAAUUAAGGUACAUCCACUCCAGCGACAUUAUUCAUAUAGCUGGAGUUGUGUACCUUAGUUCAACAUUGCCCUCUAGAGUAGACUUGGCCUCAGAAUUGUUAGAUCUAAAAAUGAUCCUGGUGUGAAGGCUGUCCCAGAGAAGAGCUCAAUUUACUGGAUAACCUUAUGUAGCCAUAUGGGUGCUUGUGUGCUGUUACAAAAUUCUGUAAAGAACAUGAAAUAUGACAAUGAUCUUUCAGAAACUAGGCUAUAGAAAUGAUAUUACAGAUUCUAGUAACGCUUUAAAUUAAGUGUCUGCAAUAUGCUUAACCUUGCAUUAAACUUAAAUUUAACAAGACAGAUGUGCAUUAAGUACUAAGUAUACUUUAGGGAGCAAUCUCACAUUGGCAGGGGAUGGACUGGUUGACCUCCUAAUAGGGCUCUUCCAUCUCUAAUUUCUAUGAUACUAAUUGAUUAUUAAAACACUUUUACUGAGGAUUGAUACGUAGCUAUUAUAUAAGUAUUAAUCUUACAGCCAACUGAUAUUUAAUUUAUACACAAUUUUAACCUACAGUGUCAUUUUAGUUUUCAGACAGUAACCCAGGAAGUAUGCAUUAACUGUAGCUUUGAAAAAUGUUGCUUGUAAAGGAAAUUGGAGAAUUUUGGCAUAUUCUGUGUUUUGUGAUUUAACCAUACUUUGCAGGGAUGGAGAUUUCUAGGGUUUUUCACAUUAAACAUUUGCACACAUGACAACAUGGUUUUGCAAAGACUGCAAUGAUUGUCAUGUAGAAACCUGCAUUUAUUCAGUUUAUACUCUGGAAUUUCAGAUGUCAACAUAUGGCUAUAUACUGAUUUUUUUAAAGACGAUUUCUGUACCCCAGUUUUCAAAAGCACUACAACAUAUCCUAGCAUAAUCAGAAUGCAGAAAAUGAUGCAAAGAUUGUGAACAUUUAGUAUAAAAAUUAAGUUAUGGGAAAUCUUUGCAGUUUUUCCAUGAUCGUUUGUCUAAGCAAAAGGCAGAAGUUUCACAGAGCUUUGUUAUUAAUUCAUGUUAUACAUGCCUAAGGCCAUGGCUCAUAAUGGCAUUCCUUUCUUCUUAACAGACUGUCAGGACUUUCAAAGGACAUCCAGAAAGCCAUAAGUGCCUAUUUGUUGGAUGUAUUUCUCAUAUCCUAAAGGCUUUCUUUGAUAUGGACAGAUCUUUUACAUUCAUGGGUGGAAGUUGCAUUAACAAAUACUUUUUGUUAAUAUCUCAGAAGAUUCACAAGUAUCUGAUCUUUGGCUAAAAAUAAUAUGCAGGGUGUCAGAACGUCUGUAAGUGCUAUUUGAAACAGAUUUUUCAAAUAGCGAGAAAUGAGAAAACCAUGAAUAAAUGCAGAACUUAAUACAAAUGUUCUAUAGCUUGAGAAAAAAAAUAUUCAUUUUAAGUGAGAACUGGAGAAAACCCUCCUGGUUUUGCUUACAAGGGAACUGAGAUUCUGUGUCUACUUUAUGUGAUAUUUACAUUCAACAUAUGUCUUUUGAUGUCAAAAGUGUAAUGAUUCAGUUUUGUUUUUAAUCAGGAGGCUGGAAUGCAGAUGGAAAGGGCCCUAAUGUUUGGGACACAUUCACCCAUCAGGGAGGAGAUCGAGUUUUCAAGAACCAGACUGGUGUUGAUUACUAUGACAAGAUCAUUGAUGACCUGUUGGAAAAUGGCAUUGUGCCCAUGGUGACAUUAUAUCACUUUGACCUACCUCAACAUUUAGAAGAUCAAGGAGGCUGGAGCUCUGAUGCAAUUACCGAGGCCUUUGAUAACUAUGCACAGUUUUGCUUCAGAACAUUUGGAGACCGAGUGAAACUGUGGGUCACUAUGAAUGAGCCGUAUGUAGUUGCUAAAGAUGGCUAUGAAAAAGGCAUUGUGGCUCCAGGAAUAAAGGAACCUGGUACAGGAGCUUACCAGACAGCUCAUAACAUGAUAAAGGCUCAUGCUAAAGUCUGGCACAGUUAUGAUUUGUUAUUUAGAAGAAAGCAAAACGGGCUCUUGUCUAUAGCGCUAAACUCAGAUUGGGCAGAACCUCUAGAUCCAACAUUUCUGGCAGACCAGGAAGCUACUAAAAGGUAUAUGGCUUUUUGCUUAAACUGGUUUGCUGAACCCAUAUUUAUUAGUGGUGACUAUCCAGCCAUCAUGAAAUCCCAGAUCUCUGAAAUGAGUACAAAGCAAGGCUACCUGUCAUCAAGACUUCCAGAAUUUACUGAGGAAGAAAAGCUGAUGAUCAAGGGAACUGCUGACUUUUUUGCCCUAAAUUAUUAUACUACCCGCAAAGUAAAGCAUCAAGAAAAUACACACAGUGAGCCAAGUGUUUCUGGGGACAGAGAAGCUGAACAAAUAAUGGACCAUUCCUGGCCUUGUGCUUCUGGCAGUUCAUGGCUGGCAGUAGUACCAUGGGGUUUACGUAAACUACUGAACUAUAUCAAGGAUACAUACAAUAAUCCUAUAAUUUACAUCACUGAGAAUGGGUUUUCCCAAAGUGACCCUGCUUCACUGGAUGACACUCAGCGCUGGCAGUAUUUCAGGCUAACGUUACAAGAAAUUUUAAAAGCCAUCUCUCUUGAUGACGUCCAUCUUAAAGGAUAUUUUGUGUGGUCCCUCCUUGACAACUUUGAAUGGACUUGUGGAUACAGCUGUCGAUUUGGACUCUUCCAUGUUGACUUUGAAAACCCAGCUCUCCCUCGUGUUCCUUACAGAUCAGCAAUAGAAUACGCCAAAGUUAUCUCCAACAACAGACGUACAAAAUCAGUUGAAGAGCUGUAAUGACCUGCCAUUUGGUACCUACAGCUGGCUCCUUUCGAAGAAGCUGUAUGUAAUUUUUUUUAAAACAGAAUAGUUUAGAAAAUGCUGACUAAUCUGGAGAGGGAGGUUGUAUAUUAACUAACCUGACAGGUUCAGUUAGGAAUACAUGGUUUUCUUUAUGUAAGCAGGAAAGAAAUAAAGUGCAAGUUACUUUGCAGUGGAUUUGGCAACUAUGUUUUAAACUGUAUGUUUAAAGGAACUUUUGUCACCUUCAAAUCUAAUCAGUUUUAAAUAUAAGCUAAAAGUAGUUUCACCUGCCUAAGACUUUCCUGUCAGAUCUUGUAAUUUUACAGCCACUUAGUCCUGUAUUCGUAUGCUUUUCUUUGUCCUGAGGGUGUGAAAGCCCCAAAGCAAAGGAAAAGGUUUGUAGUGACAACAAUUCUACAGAAAGCAUUAACAAAUGAAGAAAGCAAAUCAACAAAAAUAUAAGGGAUUUAUAUGUACACUCCUAUAAGGGGAGGAGAGGGACUCAGGCUUGUCCACUAUUCUGGGUCUCAACAUAGGGACCCUCAGGAAGCUGCUUGGUCCCGCCCCCCUUCACUCUCCCUUAUUUGCCUCCUGUUCACUGAACCACUUCCCCUCUGCCUCUUGCACCCUCCUGGCCCCUGAAUCAAAGCCGGCAGCCUUGCAGGUAUCAGGCUGGAGCCUCAAUCCUACUUCUCUGAGCCUGCCCAUCACUGCUCUUUCUCCAAAGUGCUUCUCUGGGAACCAGUCCUUCACCCUCUCUGGUCAGGCCCCAACUGUACACUUCUCUUCUGCGCAACUCCUUAUAACCAAGUCUUCCCCAGCAAAAGCUGUUCUCUGAUUGGCUUCUUACAAGCCUCUCUCCUUUUCAGCCAGAGUGGGUCAGCUGUCCCAUGACAAAUCCCUUCUAAUUUCUUUUCAGUUAGAGUAAUCUUACAAAUGUGGGGUUAGAUUGUGAUUUGUACCGCACACUCAUGCAGAAAAAUAAGACCCUGUCUCGCACUACUAUGUAGCGAUACCUAAAUCAUGAAUCUGGGUGCAUGCUGCAUUUGCCU